CGAGUGAAAACGUCCAAAGUUCGGUUGCACGCCUGAUCUCUCGGCUCGCCUCGGUCUUGGUUUCGAUUUAUAUGAGUGUUGCGGAAACAUAGCUUUAUAAUAUAUAUUAUAUAUGCCAUAUAUACACAUGUAUAUAUGCAGAUAGUAGUAUGGUCCAGUAGUUCCAGCAGCAAAGUGACAAAAAGCCAAACAAACUAGUUUCUACAGUGAUUUUUCAGCAACGAUCUCGGCGAAAGCCGGCCCGGCGCGGGCCUAAUUGAAUAAAUAUAAUUCCAAGAGAACGCCGCGCCGAUCUCGAGUGUGUGUGCGAGUGUGUGUUUGAGUGAGCUUCAAUUAAAUUCAAUAAAUCAUAAAUACAUAUACGAGGGAACGUAUCCUGUGGCUCACAAUUGUGAUUUAUUGCUUGAAAUUACGAAAUUACGCAUGCAAAAAUUUAAUUUUUGAUGAGUUUUAAAUAAAAAUUAAAGUUGAAAAUGUGCCGCCUUGUGAUCCUUGCCCUGCUCUUUCUGCAAAGCCAGAUAGAAGCCUUUAAUUUCUCGCCACGUGCGAGUUUGGUGAUAAAGGCGCCGACUCAUCUGAAGUUCCAGCAAAACCAAACAAGGAGCUCCUACUUUGGAUACACGCUCGUCAUCCGUCCAACCAGCAUCAUCGUUGGUGCUCCUCGUGCCCAAUCCACCUUGGUGUCGCAGCGCAAUAUCAGUGAGCCAGGAGCGAUAUACAGGUGCUCUCUGCUAAACGGUGAAUGCCAUCCAUAUGUCCUGGACGAAACAGGCAACUUAGAUGUACCCUACAACGGCGUCACCCUUGACUCUGUGCGCCAUGACUUCCAGUGGCUGGGCGGAUCCAUGGACGGAGGCACCCGCGACACGGACAAACUGCUUGUGUGCGCUCCCCGCUUCUACGCACCCGGUGAUAAGGAUUACCACCUGCACGGGAUCUGCUACUGGGUGCAGGACACCCUGGACAGCACUCCAAAAAAUGUAUUCAGCAUCUCGCCGCUGCGCGUUAAAAAAGAGCAAGCAGUCAUAGACGAAGGCGUGAACUCCUUUAACUACAUCUACGGCGAGAUGGGUCUGAGUGCCCAUGUUGUAGACUAUAACUCCAAGUUUCUCAUCGGAGCACCUGGCAUCUUAAGAUGGAAAGGUUCAGUGAUCCUGUACCGUAAGAAUGACAACGACGACACGCCCUCAGCUAGUCGGCGGGACACGAGCAGCGCGCUCCGCCGCAGUCGUCGAAUACGGAGUGCUGCGAAUGAGGACUACGAAGAGCUGGUCGCCACACCAACCGGAAAUGAUGAUGAAUAUUUUGGCUAUGCGGUUAGCUCCGGUUACUUCGACAGCGCCAACCUGUCCACACUGCUCUACGUGGCCACCGCCCCCCAGGCCAACAAGCAGUCCGGCGAGGCCUACAUCUUUGACAUCAAAAACGAAAAGAUUAAGAAGCACCACGUCUUCCAGGGUGAGCAGUUUGGCGAAUACUUUGGCUACUCGGUGCUAGCGGAGGAUCUCAAUGGGGAUGGCAAAACGGAUGUGAUCGUCUCGGCGCCGCAGUACGCUCUGGAGGAUUCCCACGACAACGGAGCCAUAUAUGUGUUUAUCAACAAGGGCUUUUUCAACUUUGAGAGGAAGAUCUUGCGCUCGCCGCUGACGAGCAAUGGCCGCUUCGGCACCACCCUCUCCCGACUGGGUGACAUCAACCAUGACGGCUUUAAUGACAUUGCCGUAGGCGCUCCAUUUGCUGGGAAUGGCUCAGUGUUCAUCUACCUGGGCAGCGAGCGGGGACUGAGGGAUAAGCAUAGCCAGCAGCUAGAUGCUCCUAGCCAGCAGGCCUCCAAAUAUGGAACCCACAUGUUUGGCCACGGCCUGUCCCGCGGUUCCGAUAUCGAUAACAAUGGCUUCAAUGACUUUGCCGUGGGAGCACCAAAUGCCGAGGCUCUGUAUUUGUACAAAGCCUAUCCGGUGGUCAAGGUUCAUGCCACCGUGAAGUCAGAGUCGCGUGAGAUCAAGCCGGAGCAGGACAAGGUGAAGAUCUCCGCCUGCUAUCGGUUGGGCACCACUGCCAAGGACACCAAGAUACAGCAGCAGGAGCUAAAAAUCCGGAUAGCCAUGGAUACGCAGCUGAAGCGGGCCAAGUUCGCCCAGACGCAGACCAACGAGAUGAGCUUCGAGGCAAAUGCUGGACUGGGCGAGCAGUGCCGCGUCUUUGAGGUCCAGGUGCGCUACAGCGAGAAGGAUAUAUUCACGCCCAUUGACCUGGAGAUGCACUACGAAUUGAUCAAGAAGGUUCCCGAAUCGGAGGAAUUCUGCGACACCUGUGUGGCUGUGGAUCCAGCGGAUCCAAAGGUUUACCAGGAUAAGAUCAUCUUCAGCACAGGCUGUGCCAACGAUGUCUGCAACGCCGAUCUGCAACUUAAGAGCAAGGAUGUGAGCUCCACUUAUAUCCUGGGCAGCGCCGACACUCUCCGCCUGAACUACGAGAUCACCAACGUGGGAGAGACUGCCUACCUGCCCCAGUUCAACGUGACCAGCGCCUCCCGUCUGCCCUUUGCCCAAGUGCCCGGCAACUGCAAGGUCACCGAGGCCUACAUGGUGUGCGAUCUAAAUAGAGGACGACCUUUGGCCAAGGGUGACCGGGACUCGUUGACCGUCAGCUUCGAUGUGAGCCAGCUGAGUGGGCUCUCACUGAUCAUCACCGCCGAGGUGUUCAGUACGGGAAGGGAAGCGAAUCCCAUGGACAACAGGCAGGUUAAUGUGAUUGGCCUGAAGGAGUUUACCGAGAUCGAUGCCACCGGUGGCCAAACCAAUGCACAGAUUGACCUGGAGCACUACAGCAACUCGACAGAAAUCAUCAACAACUACGAGAUCAAGAGCAAUGGUCCUAGUGUGAUUGAGGAGCUAACGCUGUCCUUCUAUAUUCCCAUUGCCUACAAGGUGGCCGGCUCCUCGGCUGUUAUACCCAUUAUCAACAUAAACAGCCUGAGGAUACAGGCCACCUACGAUUCCCAGCUGGUGAACAUGGAUAUCUACGACCAGAACGAUACCCUGCUCCUACUGGACGCCAAAGAGGUAUCCACCACGGUCAGCGGUGGCCUGGAGAGGACUGUGAUCACGCAGAAUGGUGGAGGCUAUGACAUAUCCGCCAGUGGUCACAUCCAUCAGACCAUGGAGGUGCUUGAUACGGAUUCGGUGGCCACUGCUUCGAUGACACGGAAGCGUAGGGACCUUAAGGCUUUGACCGCCAACCGGGAGCAAUAUGCUCGCAUCUCGAACGUCAAGGCUCAUGAUAUGCUGAGCGAUGACUUCAAAGACAAGUUGCCGGUCAACCGGACCAUUGUCUUCCACUGCCGCGAUCCCCAGAUGACCACCUGUAUCCGGGCCGAGAUGAAGGUACAUUUCAGGCCGGAGAAAUCCAUUAACCUGAAUAUGCGCUACAAUGUGAAUCUGAACGAAGUGAACUCUAUACUUAUGGAUCCCUGGGAGUACUUUGUGAUCCUGUCUGAUCUGGAGCUGCGCAAGAAGGGCGAUCCCACCUCCACGUCGUUUGCCAUUAACCGGAGGAUCGAGCCCAAUGUGAUAUAUAAACAUUUGCAGGCGAGAAGUAUAUGGUGGAUUAUCCUGGUGUCCGUAAUCGGUGGCCUGCUGUUGCUAUCUGCAAUGAGUUAUGGACUUUACAAGAUGGGCUUCUUCCAACGCACCAAGAAAGAGGAGCUCGACAGGCUGGUCCAUCAGAAUCCUGGCGAACCGGAGGCCGAGAACCUCAACAGCAAUGAGAACAACUAACUCCGAGCAGGCCAUAACCCAGUCACCGUACACAUCACAUUCUAAAUGGAUGGCUCGAGUCACCAACUGCCACAGGAAGUCCAAGGCAGAUUAUACCAAGUGUGUUAUCAAUGAAAAACCGAUAAACCGAAAAACGAUAGGCUAGUUACGACAACAAAAAAAAAUCUACCUUAUAGGAGUACUACGUGCAACUUGUGAACCGCUAAAGCAUUGAAUGUUCUUGCCGGUUUGACUUUCUAGUAAUUUACGCUAACUUACAUAAGUGCCUUGUCUAGUUUCUAGAAGUAAUCGAUGCGAAAGUCCUAUUGCCAUUUGUUGUAAAUAUUUAUUAAAACACUUUAAAAUAAUUUUAAUUGUAAUAAAAACCAAGUUGUUUGUAUAGUUUUCCUAGCUGUUACUUUACACGGCGACGCAAAAGACUUUAUUAAUGUGUAAAUUUUGUAGGUCCAAUACCUGUCUAUUUAGGAACUAUUCUUGUAUUAUAGUAGAGUAUUAAAAAACGAUGCGAAGUGAAUAAUAAAAACUUUAUAAACAAAGUGUAUUUUUGUUGAAAACAGGAAUUAAUAAAGUGAAUUUUAUAUGAAAA
Molecule: messenger RNA, 4365 nt
Organism: Drosophila kikkawai
Lineage: Eukaryota; Metazoa; Arthropoda; Insecta; Diptera; Drosophilidae
Product: integrin alpha-PS3-like
Biological process (GO): cell-matrix adhesion; cell adhesion mediated by integrin; cell-cell adhesion
Cellular component (GO): integrin complex; external side of plasma membrane
Molecular function (GO): integrin binding
Source: RefSeq, a predicted model, not a curated record